GCCUCAAUUCUGAGACCAAGAUCAAGAUCAAAAUAUCAAGCUGUCAAAAAUUUUUAAAAUCAAGAUUUGAUAUUCUGGCGCUCUGCGAAUGUGGAACAUAAUGUGUCUCUGCUAAGAAUCAAGAAAUCAAGAUUAUCCACACUUAACGAAACGUCAUCUGUGUCAAAUCAUUUGGUUGUUUUUGUGAUUUUGACAAUUGUAUAACCAAAAAGAAAGCAACUAAAUUGAUUAUUCUGAGGAUUUUCUAAAGUGAAAUUAACUAAUGGUCAGUGAUGGAAAGUCGUGGUGAGAAAAGAAAAGAGCUCUAACCCCGCAUUUCAGAAUUCAUUCCAAGUUCAACCGGAGAAGCCAGAAAGAAAAUACGUGGCCCCAAUGUAAAUUUAAAACAGAGGACUAUUUAUGUCGAUUUUUGCACUAACCAGAGAUCGGUAAUGGAGCCUAGUGCUUUUGACUUCGAGACUAAAUGGGCAGAACUUGGAAAUUUGCUCAAUAAAGCAGGUCCCCCUCAGAAAUCUGUUGACGAUUGGAAAAAGAAUUUCCAGGCAUGGAUGUACCAAAUUCGCCAUAAAAUGCGGCUGGAUGAUGAGUACCAGAGCAACCCAGCAAGAGGGCCAGAUAGGAAUAAGUAUACAUUAAACAAUUUGGAGACUAGAGCAAUCUCUCUUCAUGGUAUAAAAAGUGUUGUUGGAGAUGAUGAUCUCAGUGCUAGAGGAGUACCAGAAGACGCACAAAAUCUUCCAGAAACUGAUAAUGAGAAUGGGGUUGAAAUUGUUCCUGGACAUUCUACAGCAAAUACUUCGAUUUCCAUGUAUUCUGACAAUUCCCCGCCACCAGUGCUGCCAGUUCAGGAAACCUUCUCACAAAUCCGUAAAACAUCUUCUGUGGAUGUUCAUUCGGAGAAUCUGAAGACUUAUAUGGAAAUGAAGAAGCAAAGGGACGCAGAAAAAAAGCAACGAGAAGAACGUUACUUGAGUGCAUUCGAGAAACUCAGUGAGGGAAUUCUUCUCAUUGCUAGACGCCAAGACUCUAAUAAUGAAUAGAGCUUAUCAGAAUUGAUUAUUAAUCUAUCAUUUGAUAAUUUCUGGCGAAAAUGUAAAAUUUGUGAUGUUAUUAGUGAUAUGCUGUACCAAAUUUAUGAAAUUGAAGUAUUAAAAUUUUGAUUUUUUUUUCUAAAUAUUUGUGAAUUUCUAAGAAAGAUUAUAUUUUUGAGAGCUUAAUGAAUGUAUUUUUCUAAUAAAUUUACAGUGCACUUAUAUAGGUUUCUCUUCUUUCUAAUC
This is a messenger RNA of Phlebotomus papatasi, 1277 nucleotides long. RefSeq lists its product as uncharacterized. Bases 432 to 1040 code for a protein of 202 amino acids. The record is from RefSeq and is a predicted model, not a curated record. The transcript is spliced from 2 exons. Lineage: Eukaryota; Metazoa; Arthropoda; Insecta; Diptera; Psychodidae.